AUGUACAGCUGUGCCAACUCGUCCCGGGUGAGCGUUGGGCAGUCGUCGGCCCCCAGCUGGGCCCUCUUCGGGGCCGGCCUGGUGGGCAACGGCCUGGCACUGGGCCUCCUGGGCCUCCACGGGCACCGAGGCCGGUUGGAGCCGUCGCCCCCCUCGGCCUUCGCCGUGCUGGUGGGCGGCCUGGCCGUCACCGACCUGCUGGGCAAGACGGUGGUGAGCCCCAUGGUGCUGGCCACCUACGCGCAGAACCGGUCCCUGCGGGCGCUGGCCCCGGGCCCGGGCCUGCUGUGCCCGCUCUUCGCCUUCUCCAUGGCCUUCUUCGGGCUGGCCUCCAUGCUGCAGCUGCUGGCCAUGGCCCUGGACUGCUGGCUGGCCCUGGGCCACCCCUUCUUCUACCGGCGGCACGUCACCCCGGGCCGGGGGGCCCUGGUGGCCCCGGCGGUGGGCACCUUCUGCGGGGCCUUCUGCGCCCUGCCCCUGGCAGGCGUCGGCCGCUUCGUGCAGUACUGCCCGGGCACCUGGUGCUUCAUCCAGAUGGCCGCCGGGGAGGCGGACCCCGGGGCCGGCUCGACCGUCGCUUUCUCCGCCCUCUAUGCCAGCCUCAUGGGCCUGCCCCUGCUAGCCACCGUGGCCUGCAACGUGGGCUCCAUGCGGGCCCUGUACGGCCUGCACCAGAGGGCCAAGGGGGCACGGGGGGCACGGGGGGCACGGGGGGCCCAGGCCUCGGCCCCCCUGGACCAGCUGUUGCUCCUCGCCCUCAUGACGGUCCUCUUCACCAUCUGCUCCGUGCCCUUCAUCGCCCGGGCUUACGUCAGAGCGUUUGUGCCUUCCAGUAAGAUGAUGGAUACAACUCUGGAAGAGUCAAUGGAUCUCACUGCCUUAAGGUUUCUUUCUGUGAACUCAAUCAUCGACCCGUGGGUUUUCAUCAUUUUCAGGACAUCGGUAUUUCGCAAGUUUUUUCACAAGUUAUUCCGAAGGCUUCUUGCUAAGAGGAAUUGGUGGUGCUGCAGAACAGCCGCUCCUCAGCCUGCCCUCAGAUGAGGUUGUGCUCUCUUAGUUCACCUGGUUAAACCGAUGCAAGAUCAUCAACGUAACCACAUUGCUACCGUGGGCUAGUAUGAGCGUGGCCAUGACUAACGAUUCGUCCUUAAGGCAUUCGUGAGGAUGUGACCUCGGGAAGACGUAGCGGUCCCGGAUCCUUCAUCCUGUGCCGCUCCGUAACCGACCACGCAGCUUGGUUAUUGCUUUUGACUUUUCCCGUUGUCGUCUCGGACUUGUUUUGCGAUAGAAUUACGUCCUUUGUUUCGGAAUGAUGGGAUUCGGUGUUUUACUUUUGCACUUUAAUUGCCAUUGAUUUUUGAAAAGGCAUUUAGAAAUGGAUGAGGAAAUGGCUUUGUACCGUAGUUGGCCUAGCAUAUCACCUCACCGUAUGAUUGUUUACAGGGCGGAUAGCCUUCAGACAAGGCUGGACUAUUACUUGUCGUAAUGACUGCUAACUCAAAAAUCCAGUGAUGCCUCAUUAGCUCAUCCCCACUAUGUGGCUAGGGCAUUGAGUAGCAUCGUUGAGUUUCUUCAACUCACAUAAUGCUCUGCUUAGAGGACUAAAUGAUAUAGGUUCGGGGAGGGGAGAUGGAGUCUCGGACACCCCAUAUUCUCAGUUUGC
Messenger RNA from Tachyglossus aculeatus (Australian echidna), 1663 nucleotides. RefSeq names its product prostaglandin D2 receptor (gene PTGDR). The record is from RefSeq and is a predicted model, not a curated record. Gene Ontology annotation, molecular function: prostaglandin D receptor activity. NCBI's taxonomy places the organism in Eukaryota, Metazoa, Chordata, Mammalia, Monotremata, Tachyglossidae. Gene Ontology annotation, cellular component: plasma membrane. The transcript has 2 exons. Bases 1 to 1041 code for a protein of 346 amino acids. Gene Ontology annotation, biological process: positive regulation of cytosolic calcium ion concentration; G protein-coupled receptor signaling pathway; inflammatory response.